UGUCAGCAGGUAGUGCAGAUGCUGCUGCCAUCAGGCAGCCAGUUUGCCUUCCGGGAAUUAGGAGAUUACAGCGAGGGAUGUUCUCUCAUCUGGAGAGGUGAAAGUUUGUGAAAGCGCUCAGUCUGUGAGGGGAACAGAAAAUCAAGAUGACAAGUGCUAGCGAGCCGGUGACCAUCACCAGACAGACACGCACGUCUAAACGCUAUAAAAGUAUGAGGAAGAACUCGAGGAGAAUCUACUCGCACUAUCCUGAUCGGCAUCAAAGUAAUUCAGACGAAGAAGAUAAAGAUGAAGAAAAAGCAGACAGCAACGACCCCGAAGAAAUGUUUCAAAAUAUCCAAAUCCAGAAGGAGAUCAUCGCUAACAUCCGAUCGCGGCCCUGGCCGAUGAGACAAAAACUCCGAGCACUCAGGCAAGCUAAAGAGAUUGUGCUGAAAUAUGAAGGCAGACUGACGAGGACAAGAGGCUAUCAAGCUGCUGGAGCUGAACUUCUGAGGAAGUUUUCCCGCUUGGCAUAUAAUGUUGUUGUUCUUUUCAUUCCUUGGGAAGUCAGGAUAAAGAAGAUAGAAAGUCAUUUUGGCUCCGGAGUUGCCUCGUACUUCAUUUUCUUAAGGUGGCUUUUCGGAAUCAACAUUGUACUAACUAUCAUGACGGGAGCAUUUGUUAUACUGCCAGAGCUGCUGGCAGGCGCGCCGUUUGGAACCACAGCCAGCAAGACCAUUCCAAAGGAGCAUCUCUCUUCAGCACAGGACCUGGACACCAUCUGGUCACUCGGGGGCUACCUUCAGUAUUCCGUCUUGUUUUAUGGCUACUAUGGAAGAGACAGAAAGAUUGGCAAGGCUGGCUACCGUCUGCCUCUGGCAUACUUUCUAGUUGGAAUGGCGGUUUUUGCCAGCAGUUUUAUUAUUCUGCUGAGGAGGAUGGCCAAGAACUCGCAGUUGAGUUUUGCCAGCGCCUCGGAUGAAAACUACACUUUCUGCUGGAGGGUGUUUUGUGCCUGGGAUUACCUGAUUGGCAACCCCGAGGCUGCCGAGAGUAAAGCGGCUGCCAUCGUCAACAAUAUCAGGGAAGCCAUCGUAGAAGAGCAAGAAAAAAAGAAAGACAAAAGUCUAGCAGUGAUGAUAAGCUUGCGGAUUCUUGCAAACAUUCUGGUGCUCCUCUCUCUUGCUGGAAGUAUUUAUAUCAUCUACUUUGUUGUUGAGCGAUCCCAGGACCUUGAGAAAGUAAAGCUGGAAUUAUCUUUGUGGGAAAAAAAUGAGGUCAGCGUGGUGGUGUCACUGAUUACAAUGAUCGCACCGUCUGCCUUUGAGCUCAUUGCACAGCUGGAGAUGUACCAUCCAAGAACGACUCUGCGUUUCCAGCUGGCAAGGGUCCUCGUCCUUUACUUGGGAAAUCUUUACAGCUUGAUCAUCGCCCUGCUGGAUAAAGUGAACACAAUGAGUUUAGCCAAUGGGACAAUGAGUGCAGCCACUGUGAUCGAUGCCACCACUUUUCAGGCCACCAUCGCUUUCCCAGUGGAGCAGAACCUGUCCACCAUUGUUCCUGAUAUCCUGGAUAAGAAGAAUCAGACGCUCAGCCCUGGAUUAGGACUGGAAGAAAACCAAACGAAAUUAAUGUCUGUUUUAACUGUCAACAAGACGGGUUUAAAUGUGCAAAGACGAGAGCAGGACCAGUGCUGGGAGACGUAUGUCGGGCAGGAAAUGCUGAAGCUUUCCAUCAUAGACAUGAUUUUCACCGUGGCCAGCAUCCUGCUCAUCGAUUUUUUCCGUGGACUUUUCGUUCGUUACCUGAGUGACUGCUGGUGCUGGGAUCUUGAAAGCAAAUUUCCUGAAUAUGGAGAAUUCAAAAUUGCUGAAAAUGUCCUCCACUUAAUCUACAACCAAGGAAUGAUUUGGAUGGGGGCCUUCUUUUCACCCUGUCUGCCUGCAUUCAAUGUCCUCAAGCUGAUCGGCCUCAUGUACCUGAGGAGCUGGGCGGUGUUGACAUGCAAUGUUCCCCAUCAGCAGGUCUUCAGAGCUUCCAGGUCAGUCCAACAAUUCUACCUUGCAAUGCUUUUAUUCAUGCUGUUUUUGUGUAUGCUGCCAACAAUCGUCGCUAUUGCAAGAUACCGGCCAUCGCUGACAUGCGGGCCUUUCAGUGGCCAAGAAAAGAUUUAUGAUAUCAUUUCAGAAACAAUUGAUGCUGACUUCCCUUUAUGGUUUGGGACAGUGAUGAGCUACGUGACGAGUCCAGUGGUCGUGCUUCCUGCUUUAUUGCUGCUUUUCAUGCUCAUCUAUUAUCUUCAGUCAAUUGCAAGAUCACUGAAAUUCACCAACCAUCAGCUGAGAAUGCAGCUUCAGACUGAAAGAACAGAAGAUAAGAAGAAAGUUUUUCAGUUGGCUGUUGCAAGACUGCAGACAAAGGAAGGGAGCAAUAAGAAAACAGAACAGGAGAGCGACCACACCAGCCAGGAAUCAUCAGUUCGCUCCACAUCUCCCCGUAGAAAUGGCAGCGUAACAAACUUUGAGUCUCCGGUGAACAGAGUGAGCAGCAUAAAGACGAUCUCCCAACCGGCUUCCAGAACCGAAGUCAACAAAACCACAGCUACAUCUCACAAUCCGGGUGGGCCCAUUCUUCAGAAACACAAGCUGGAGCAGAGUGCUAACAGGCAUCCAGGAAUUUUACAAAGUGGCGCCAUUGGAGCUUGUAGAUCGAAGUCCUACCAUCAUGUCGCCUACAAUCCCUCUGGAAAAUAUGCAGAGAAUGCACACUCAGAUCCUAUCUUCAGAAAGGGAAUCCGCCCUGUAAGCGCAGAGGCCAUGGGUGGUGGCAGCACCCAGAAUUUUAUGAGUCGUCGAGGACACACUACCAGGUAUGUGAUUGUCAAUGAACACGAUGCGCGUAAGAAGCUCAUGCGCUCUUCAGUGAGAAUACCCAGACACUACAGGAUAGAAGAACCGGGAGAAAUUGUGGAGCUGUACCCGAGGAACAUCAAGAGGUAUGUGUGUCGCACACCUCAGAGGUCAUACCCUCCUCACUUUGCUGAAGAAGAGGAUGAGGAAGGGAUGGGUCUAAGAAGGGACUCCUUCAGCCAGAGGCAUCGUCCUCGCUCCCUCUCAGAUCUGAACCAGCCGGCUCGCUUCUACAUUGGAGAUAAAGUAGACAGCCAGCUGGCACUUGCCAAGGACCUAGCAAAAGUCCGCUAUGGCAUGUAUGAAGAUGAUUAUGAGAUCGAGUGGGAAGACCUGGCACCCCACGCCCACGCUAGAGCAAAAGUCAAAGGAGUGGAGCACAUCAAAGUUAAAACGAAAUGUAAGAAUGAGCCAUCGCUGAGCGAGUCGGACUCAGCCUCCAUCGCAUCCAGCAGUGAUCAGCAGAACAGCAGCACAGAUCAGUACAUUCAAGUCAUCCAUAACAAGGAGAAGUACCUUAAACCAGCUGGAAAGCUGAUGAAAAAGAAGUCCAAGACGACCACAGACUUGAACAUUUCGGGAUCGUCAGAUCUCAUCUGUUCCAAUGUUUAGGAGAUGUUAUGGUGGGGACAGUGGGACGCUGCUGCUUACGUCAUGCUAACCAUUGUGAAAAUCAGCACAAUAUAUUACAUUACUAAAUAAUGAAUCUUUUCAAAUGUUCAGGAAACAUGAGAAAUCAUCAAGCACACUAAGUACAUUACCUGUAAUUCCACAUGCAUGCCUACCCAAAACUGUCUCAAAAAUGAAACGUUAGUUUGGAUUAAAAAACGGAUUGUGUCCAUCCUUGAAUAACUAGCAGAAAAUAAAGUGCAUGUGCCUCUGA
Erpetoichthys calabaricus (reedfish) is the source of this 3774-nucleotide messenger RNA. Its product is annotated as transmembrane channel-like protein 3. The transcript is spliced from 22 exons. The coding region runs from base 147 to 3503 and encodes 1118 amino acids. Gene Ontology annotation, molecular function: mechanosensitive monoatomic ion channel activity. Gene Ontology annotation, cellular component: plasma membrane. The record is from RefSeq and is a predicted model, not a curated record. NCBI's taxonomy places the organism in Eukaryota, Metazoa, Chordata, Cladistia, Polypteriformes, Polypteridae.